AUGCUGGGAGUUGUAGUGAGUGGGCGCUUCCCCACUACUCCUCCCUAGGCAUUCCCACUUGGAAGACCGUGAUGCGCUGCCAGAGCAGGUUCUCUAGUUUCGUACUCGUAGCUCAACGUGACAGAGGACUGCGCCUCAAGCCUGCGGCUGCGCAUCGCGUCGGUCCCGCGGGCCUUUGCCCCGCCUCUUUCCACACCCGUUCCCUUGACAGCUGGGCUGCGCUUGGAGCCGCGGCGAGCCCUCAGCGCGCAGGCGCAGUAGCCCGGCGCCGCGUUAGGUAGGCCUGGAGGGCGGGACGAGCGCGAGGGGCUCUCGGUCGCCGGGGCGCGCACGUAGGCAACGCAGAGACCAUCACGUGGGGCGCCGAAGAUCGCAGUGCGCGUGGCCGUGGCGGCUGGUGUGGGGUUGAGUCAGUUGUGAGAUCCGGAGCUGCUGACCCAGCGGGUGGCCCACCGUACCCGCGACACAGCGGCAGGCGUCAGGGCUCGGAAGCGGCGAGCCUGGCUCCGUCCUAGAGGUUGGCCGAGCGGGCACCACCGUCGUUCCCCGCCCCCAGCCAGCAAACCGUCGCCGCGGGCGCGCCCCCGCUCUGCGCUGUCUCUCCGAUGGCGUCCGCCUCCGGGGCCAUGGCGAAGCAUGAGCAGAUCUUGGUCCUCGACCCGCCCACAGACCUCAAAUUCAAAGGCCCCUUCACAGAUGUAGUCACUACAAAUCUUAAAUUGCGAAAUCCAUCGGAUAGAAAAGUGUGUUUCAAAGUGAAGACUACAGCACCACGCCGGUACUGUGUGAGACCCAACAGUGGAAUUAUUGACCCAGGGUCAACUGUGACUGUUUCAGUAAUGCUACAGCCCUUUGACUAUGAUCCAAAUGAAAAAAGUAAACACAAAUUUAUGGUACAGACAAUUUUUGCUCCACCAAACACUUCAGAUAUGGAAGCUGUGUGGAAAGAGGCAAAACCUGAUGAAUUAAUGGAUUCCAAAUUGAGAUGUGUAUUUGAAAUGCCGAAUGAAAAUGAUAAAUUGGGUGUAACUCCACCAGGGACUGCUCCGACUGUCACUUCAAUGAGCAGCAUCAACAACAACACAGUUGCCACACCUGCCAGUUAUCACACGAAGGAUGACCCCAGGGGACUCAGUGUGUUCAAACAGGAGAAACAGAAGAAUGACAUGGAACCUAGCAAAGCUGUUCCACUGAAUGCGUCUAAACAAGAUGGACCUAUGCCAAAACCACACAGUGUUUCACUUAAUGAUACUGAAACAAGGAAACUAAUGGAAGAGUGUAAAAGACUUCAGGGAGAAAUGAUGAAGCUAUCAGAAGAAAAUCGACACCUGAGAGAUGAAGGUUUAAGGCUCAGAAAGGUAGCACAUUCGGAUAAACCUGGAUCAACCUCAACUGCAUCCUUCAGAGAUAAUGUCACCAGUCCUCUUCCAUCACUUCUUGUUGUAAUUGCAGCCAUUUUCAUUGGAUUCUUUCUAGGGAAAUUCAUCUUGUAGAGUGAAGCAUGCAGAGUGCUAUUUCUUUUUUUUUUCUCUUGACCAGAAAAAGAUUUGUUUACCUACCAUUUCAUUGGUAGUAUGGCCCGCGGUGACCAUUUUUUUGUGUGUACAGCGUCAUAUAGGCUUUGCCUUUAAUGAUCUCUUACGGUUAGAAAACACAAUAAAAACAAACUGUUCGGCUACUGGACAAAUUGUAUAUUACCAGAUCAUCACUAGCAGAUGUCAGUUGCACAUUCAGUCCUUUAUGAAAUUCAUAAAUAAAGAAUUGUUCUUUCUUUGUGGUUUUAAUAAGAGUUCAAGAAUUGUUCAGAGUCUUGUAAAUGUUAUUUUAAUAAUCCCUUUAAAUUUUAUCUGUUGCUGUUACCUCUUGAAAUAUGAUUUAUUUAGAUUGCUAAUCCCACUCAUUCAGGAAAUGCCAAGAGGUAUUCCGUGGGGAAAUGGUGCCUCUUACAGUGUAAAUUUUUUCCUCCUUUACCUUUGCUAAUAUCAUGGCAGAAUUUUUCUUAUCCCUUGUGAGGCAGUUGUUGACUGAGUUUUUCAUCCUUACAAUCCUGUCCCAUGGUAUUUAACAUAAAAAAAUAAUAAAACUGUUAACAGAUUCUUGCUUCAUA
This is a messenger RNA of Callithrix jacchus (white-tufted-ear marmoset), 2107 nucleotides long. It is a transcript of the gene VAPA, whose product is annotated as VAMP associated protein A. Lineage: Eukaryota; Metazoa; Chordata; Mammalia; Primates; Cebidae. The record is from RefSeq and is a predicted model, not a curated record. Gene Ontology annotation, biological process: neuron projection development. Gene Ontology annotation, molecular function: FFAT motif binding. Gene Ontology annotation, cellular component: plasma membrane; endoplasmic reticulum membrane.